Messenger RNA from Dentiscutata heterogama, 141 nucleotides. The record is from the annotation of a GenBank genome assembly. NCBI's taxonomy places the organism in Eukaryota, Fungi, Glomeromycota, Glomeromycetes, Diversisporales, Gigasporaceae.
AUGGUCAGUCCAAAAACUGCGCAGCCGGAUAAUAAUCUCGCUGGUUCCAAUGUCAGCAAUGUCAAUCUGAUCAAGCCUUCUAGUACGAAAUUAAAAACCACAGAACCAGAAACUAACGGGCAGACUACCAUUCGAUCACCU